GUCAGUCGGUCAAUUAGUCAAUUCAAUUUUAUCUCUUAAAAAAUUGCACUAAUCGAAAAUUCGAAACAAUUGAAAUAUUAAAAUGUUAAUAUAAGGUAUCUUCUUCAAAUGUUACAAUUUGACGCAUGUAAAUAAAAUAGAACUCAAACAGUAUGUUUAAAAGUCGCGGAGAUAUUGUUUAUAAAUGCACAGUGCGCUUAUUAGAAGAUACCGAAAUUUUGGAAUGCGAAUUUCAUCCAAGUUAUAAAGGCAAAUUCCUCCUGGAGCAUGUUUGCCAGCAGUUAAACCUCACUGAGACAGAUUACUUUGGAUUACGAUAUGUGGAUACCAGCAGUCAAAGGCACUGGCUGCAUAUGGCUAAGUUAAUACUGAAACAAGUAAAAGAUGCUUCGCCAAUACUAUUUAGUUUCCGAGUGAAGUUUUACCCGCCGAACCCGCUGCUGUUAAAAGAGGAUGUGACGAGAUUCCAGAUUUAUCUCCAGCUGAAGAGGGACCUGCUUCAUGGACGGCUGUAUUGCACCGCCAAUGAAGCGGCCAUGCUGGGAGCGCUUAUUAUACAGAUUGAGCUUGGUGACUACGACCCUAGCAUUCACGUGGGCAACUACGUUAGCGAGAUGAGAUUACUGCUGAGACAGACGGACACCAUCGAAGCGAGGAUACAGGAAUUACACAGCGAGCCGGUAGAGGGCACCCCGGGCGGUGGCGGCGGCGUUAAAGGCAUGUCCACACAAGAGGCAGAGAGGACAUUCCUCAAGAUAGCCUGCCAACUAGACACUUACGGGGUCGACCCUCAUCCUGUCAAGGACCAUCGAGGCAACCAGCUGUACCUUGGCAUCAACCACAGCGGCAUCCUGACAUUCCAGGGCAGCCGGAAGACACACCACUUCAAGUGGUCGGAGGUGCACAAGAUUAACUUUGAGGGCAGAAUGUUUAUAGUUCACCUUAAUUAUCCCGAGAAAAAGCACACGGUAGGUUUCAAAUGCCCGAGCGGAGCCGCGUGCCGCCACGUGUGGUGCUGCGCUAUCGAGCAGAUGCUGUUCUUUACUUUGUCGUCAUCAUCGGAAGCUAGCGUGUACUCCGGCGGGGGGCUGUUCUCGUGGGGCACCAAGUUCAAGUACGUGGGCCGCACUGAGAGGGAGAUAUUGGAAAGAGACGGUCUUCUGGCACCGAGGGACUCGCAGGAGGAGGGCUGUAGCGGCGGGAAACGCAAAGCGUCGAGCGUGCCGGCCACGCCCUCCACACCCAUGACUGGUGAUUUUGGCUACAGCAGCCUACCCAGGUCUACCCACAGCGCGCCGCUGGAGCACGCGGUGCUCGCGUCCGAGGCGUGCAACGGCGGCUGCCUGCUCAGCGGGCCCGCCGUCGACAUCGCGCUGGCCUGCUGCGACCACCUGCCGGCGCACGACACCAAGCCGCCCAGUAUGUAUACACACGAGGCAGCAUUGUGUCUCCAGGUGCAGCAGCUGCAACGGCGGCUGCCUGCUCAGCGGGCCCGCCGUCGACAUCGCGCUGGCCUGCUGCGACCACCUGCCGGCGCACGACACCAAGCCGCCCAGUAUGUAUACACACGAGGCAGCAUUGUGUCUCCAGGUGCAGCAGCUGCAACGGCGGCUGCCUGCUCAGCGGGCCCGCCGUCGACAUCGCGCUGGCCUGCUGCGACCACCUGCCGGCGCACGACACCAAGCCGCCCAGUAUGUAUACACACGAGGCAGCAUUGUGUCUCCAGGUGCAGCAGCUGCAACGGCGGCUGCCUGCUCAGCGGGCCCGCCGUCGACAUCGCGCUGGCCUGCUGCGACCACCUGCCGGCGCACGACACCAAGCCGCCCAGUAUGUAUACACACGAGGCAGCAUUGUGUCUCCAGGUGCAGCAGCUGCAACGGCGGCUGCCUGCUCAGCGGGCCCGCCGUCGACAUCGCGCUGGCCUGCUGCGACCACCUGCCGGCGCACGACACCAAGCCGCCCAGUAUGUAUACACACGAGGCAGCAUUGUGUCUCCAGGUGCAGCAGCUGCAACGGCGGCUGCCUGCUCAGCGGGCCCGCCGUCGACAUCGCGCUGGCCUGCUGCGACCACCUGCCGGCGCACGACACCAAGCCGCCCAGUAUGUAUACACACGAGGCAGCAUUGUGUCUCCAGGUGCAGCAGCUGCAACGGCGGCUGCCUGCUCAGCGGGCCCGCCGUCGACAUCGCGCUGGCCUGCUGCGACCACCUGCCGGCGCACGACACCAAGCCGCCCAGUAUGUAUACACACGAGGCAGCAUUGUGUCUCCAGGUGCAGCAGCUGCAACGGCGGCUGCCUGCUCAGCGGGCCCGCCGUCGACAUCGCGCUGGCCUGCUGCGACCACCUGCCGGCGCACGACACCAAGCCGCCCAGUAUGUAUACACACGAGGCAGCAUUGUGUCUCCAGGUGCAGCAGCUGCAACGGCGGCUGCCUGCUCAGCGGGCCCGCCGUCGACAUCGCGCUGGCCUGCUGCGACCACCUGCCGGCGCACGACACCAAGCCGCCCAGUAUGUAUACACACGAGGCAGCAUUGUGUCUCCAGGUGCAGCAGCUGCAACGGCGGCUGCCUGCUCAGCGGGCCCGCCGUCGACAUCGCGCUGGCCUGCUGCGACCACCUGCCGGCGCACGACACCAAGCCGCCCAGUAUGUAUACACACGAGGCAGCAUUGUGUCUCCAGGUGCAGCAGCUGCAACGGCGGCUGCCUGCUCAGCGGGCCCGCCGUCGACAUCGCGCUGGCCUGCUGCGACCACCUGCCGGCGCACGACACCAAGCCGCCCAUGGCUUGCGCCGCGCCCGAGUACAGCCUGCGCGACUCGUUCGAGCACUCGUCCUCGGAGUCGGGCGCCACGCCGCGCGCCGGCGCCGCGCCCGCCCCCGACUGGGCGCUGCCCCCCGCCCUGCAGCCCGCCCCGCGCCCCUUCAGCCUCCUCAGAGCUUUCGUCCCCUCGUUCCUCUUCGUGUGGCUCUCCUUAGCGCUCCUAGCUGUCUUAGUCUUCGAGACAGACUGGCCUCCAUUUAAACCUCUCAAACACAAACCGGAACUGAUCGCCCUCCGACGACAUUACUACGCCCCCCUCAAGGAAUAUUUGAGGAGGAAAAUGGUGGAACUAUUUUGAUUCGUCCGGGUCGAGCCGACGUCGUAUAGACGUCGAUUCGGUGUGGCCGACGUGACAUACCGACGAUUCCAUUAUGGAUAACGUUAAUGCUAUUUUUUAGCAUGUGAGCACCCCGCCGCUGAGACGACACGGGGUGCUAACAUUAGACUUAGUGACUCAAGGCGAGGAGUGUUUAAUAUAUUAAUCGAAACGCCUAAUUCCAAAAUAGCACCCCUGAGGCGCUUCGUUUUGAUCUUCGCUGUAACUUUGACUAAUAUUGUAAGGGCAAGUGGCGUUUUACUACCUUAGUUUUGUGAGUUGGUUAUAAAUACAAAUGAGUUAACCUGAUCAAGUACAAAAAAUGUAAGGUGUGUGAGCAAAAGCUGUGAAAGGACUUUGACGAAAAAAAUCAUAAUCAACCAGUGUUUAUUACAGACGUGUAUUAUGACAAACUUUCAGUGUGUUUAAUAGGAGAUCUUCUGAGAUAUAUAUGAAUGAAGUACUCAACUUUAUAAAUGGAGCUAUUGCUCAAUUUCAGAUUAUGAACGAGGCAUUAGGCUGGUGCAAUGUGAAAAGGCACAAAUGUAGUAAAAUUUGUGGGAUGAAUGAGUUAAGGACGGAAUUCGCAUUUAACAUAAUGCCACUUGCCUUCAUCUAUACUAAUGUGCCGAGAAAAUGGGAAAAUGCGACUGCUACUCCGAAGUGUCAAAUUUUCGGGCACUUUUUUGAUAGAUUCAUAUGUAAUUAAAUAUAGAGAUUAAAUAAGUCGUGCCAUCGGUUUGAAUAACAAAUAUUUUUAACUAU
This is a messenger RNA of Amyelois transitella, 3900 nucleotides long. RefSeq names its product FERM domain-containing protein 5 (gene Frmd5). The coding region runs from base 153 to 3020 and encodes 955 amino acids. Gene Ontology annotation, cellular component: cytoskeleton. Gene Ontology annotation, molecular function: cytoskeletal protein binding. The record is from RefSeq and is a predicted model, not a curated record. NCBI's taxonomy places the organism in Eukaryota, Metazoa, Arthropoda, Insecta, Lepidoptera, Pyralidae. The transcript has 12 exons.